Messenger RNA from Folsomia candida, 5983 nucleotides. RefSeq names its product mediator of RNA polymerase II transcription subunit 1-like. Gene Ontology annotation, molecular function: transcription coregulator activity. Bases 162 to 5504 code for a protein of 1780 amino acids. Gene Ontology annotation, cellular component: mediator complex. NCBI's taxonomy places the organism in Eukaryota, Metazoa, Arthropoda, Collembola, Entomobryomorpha, Isotomidae. The record is from RefSeq and is a predicted model, not a curated record. The transcript is spliced from 7 exons. Gene Ontology annotation, biological process: regulation of transcription by RNA polymerase II.
AAUGCCCCACGGAGGAUGUGGACGUGGCGCAUCUGCUCAGACUCUGCUAUUUCGGUCGAUCAACCCAUAAAUACAAAUUUACGAAGAGAAAGCUCGAAAUUAAAAAAGUGCAACUUUGAAUUUCACACAUUUAUUUGGUUUCCAACGUGGUGGGUGGGACGAUGGAGGUAGGGCAGGUUACAACAACGGCCAACUCGUCCCGGUCAAUUACUUCGAUGGACACAUCAACGUCAAGUGCAGCAUGUACAACAACAAACGCAAUAACUAACGGUUCUUCCCCUCCUGGAAUAUCCCUUGCGUCCUUACUGGGGUCCUCGACUGUUGGCCCCAGUAGUAAUUGUAACAGUAGUAGUAGUGGCAAGGAGGGGGAAAAACCUCCAAAAUGGCAGCUGGAUUUGCUGAUGGAGAAAUUGAGGCAAAAAUCAGUCCAGUUGAAACCUUUGGUGGACACAUCAAAAAACAUUCGUCAAGCACUUAUGGAGAGGAGGUGUAUAAUUGAUCAAAAUGACAAAGGAAAUCUUCAAAAGUCUUUGGACUCGUUGCAACAGUCUCUCCGAGUGAAUUCGCUGCAGAGCAUGGUGGAGAGGCUGGAAAUGGUUGCAAGACAGUUGGGUCUACGGUUUACCCCUGGGGGAACCGGCCACGAGUGGUUCAUUCAUUCCGAUAUGUUUUACUUGGAACUCUUGAUUGACUCUAAUGGAAUGGUCGAAGAUGUUAAAAUUCAACAUGAAGGAAAAACUGAACAACAGAGUUGCCCGGAAAUUGUGGAAAGUCUGAAGAAAACAAACUUUCAAGAUUUUACAGCACAUUUGGAAGGACUAGUUUCGAUAUAUCAGCUUACUGCGGAUAAGAAAAUCAAAAGCAAGGCUUAUAUUGCCCUUCAGUGCCUCGAAGCCGACUUGGCUUCAAUAUCAACCACGUAUUCACACAUCAACGAAGCGGAUACUGUUAUUAUGAAAUGUUUGCUGGGUCUACUUCAACCAAGGAAAGGUGGGCACCCUGUGAAACUUGUAUAUUUCAUUUCACCUUACGAGUUUUUGGACGUUACCACAAAAUCUAUGCUUUCAAAUGAUGUUAACACCGUAAUAAGCAACAAACUUGGGAGUUCUGCCACCAUUCACAUUCAAGCUUCAUCAUCCCACAAGCUUCAAAUGAGUACAACCGUUAACUUGACCCGAACACCAGAUGGGAAAACCAUACCGAGGUAUGGAGUUCUCAAUGCCACAAACAGCACGGUUCUGCCUGCCUGCUUUGUCUUGAACUUUGGAAAGCCUAUGCCGAUAUGCAUAGAUCUACUUAAAGCAAUUCAUGCAACAACUGAAAUUGAAUCGUUUGAUUUGACCGACACCCAGCCAAUUUUAAAUCUGGUGACUCACCAGCUAUCAGACGGAGCUUUGAACUGUUCAGAGCAAGGCUUGUUUGUCGCUUUACCAGAUCAAGUUCACUGCUAUUUCAUGACAGAUACUACAUGUUUGGAAGGAGUCAUGGUGUCCUCAAUUUGCUUUACAUUGGCUUCUCAGCUACCACAAGUGGUGGCUAUUUUGCGCCAACAAUCAGCUUUUAAUACCCUCGUGGGGAGCUGUGUUAGAGUUGGUAGUAAACCAGAAUUGGAUCACAUCGUGUUUGAAGUGAGCGCCUUGUCCCACCAGAAGCUGUCAGUUUCGUUUCAACAUCCUUUGGACGACUCCCUGGUCACGCUAGAAUUUGAUUUAAGAGAUGUUACUCAUCCUCAUUGUCAUCUUCAUGCGGUGGCCAAUGUUACUGAUAUCAUCCCAACUCUGGAAGAACAUGCUUGCAAAGUUGUAAAAAGGAGCAUGUCAAUACCAAUUACUCUUCGAGCUGUCAUCCGACGUUGGCAGAGUAUGAAAGCAAAAGCGGAUCCUCCAAAUCCCGACUUCAGCGUGGCUGUUGGAGGAAAUGGAUUAGGCAACUUGGAUGUUACCCGAAUAAACGACAGGUCUUGCGGAGCAGAAUCGGCUGACCGUAAAUCAAAUGCGAGCCAUCAAAACGUUAUGGUUCCCCCUGGGAUAAUGAACUUCAACAAUGUAGCAGCAGGAAAUGCCACCAACAAGCCUCCACCGCCACCACCACUAUCUGCCUCGUCAUCCUACAGUAUUUCACCGGUUGGCAAUUAUGCGAGCCAAUCUCCACAGAGUCCAAUGGAUAUUCUUUCGUAUAUGAAUCCAUAUCUGAACCAGAUGAACCUAGCGGCUGGGGGUCCUCCAUUUCCAAAUAUCACUCAGAAUAUGGCCAUUCAAAUGAUUGCUUCGCAGAUGGGACAGAAUCCUGCAACUCCGUCUCAAAUGCUGAUGGGUUUACUAGAUCAAGUCGGUCAGACACAGAAAAGACGAAAGCGAAAGAACACGACGGACAAUUUGCCAUCCCCUAAAGUUAGUCCGCAAUCGAUUCGACCAAGCCAGUCUCCCUCUAGACCUCCUCACAGUCCUAUGCGACGCCAAAGUGACAGCUCGGAUGGGAGUGGAGCUGCUGUUGACAAAUCAUCAGCCAUAAAUAUGCUAAUGACUGAAUUGGGCAUGGACCAACUUCCUGACUCUCGAUGGAAUAUUGACAUUACACCUGUGAACACGUCAUCGGAAAGCAUAGAUGACUUGGAUUCCUUCAAGAAACAAAUGGCUAUUAAAAAGACAACUCCCAAACGAAGCUUAUCAUUAGAUUCACACUCUUCUGAGGACAUAUCCAGCAUUCAAAGUCUUAUUGAGGGACAAGACUUUAAACCACUGGUUACCCCAAGCCUCAGUAUUACACCAGUCUCAACAACCAGUAGUAGCGUCACCUCACUCUUAGCAUCCAUUCGACCAGGCAUCGAAAUAAUUCCUCUUCCUCAUAACAAUCCAGUUUCUAUUCCAACAUCUUUGACAGUAACUCCAAUCAUGUCAAGUGCAAAGUCCAAUAACAACAGCAAUAACAACAACGAGAAACAGGAUAAGCCCAAGAAGCCAAAAGAUCGGACAGUUCCUGGGAAAAGAAAGUUUGAUCCUUCAGCAGGAGGAAGCGAAGGAGAUGGUCGACCAACAAAGCUCCCAUUUCUGGACAACAGAGGCAGAAUAUCUCCAAAUAUCAACUUUACAAAAAAACCUACUUCGCCCAACUUGCUUCUUAACAGUCCCUCUAAACCAAGUGUCCCAACCAGUCAAGGCAAACCAAGUGUUUCUACACUUAAAUCAGUCUCAUCGUCAUCAACACCAAACUCUCCGAAACUCGGAGAAAACAGUGCAGUUAAGCAAAAGAUAAAGAAGCCCAACACAAAAGGACUUAAAAGCUUUAUGGGAAUGGGUAACAUACCGCAGCUGAAGGCACUCUCGCCCGCUGCAGUUGCGGUACCCUCAUCCCCAGUUAAGCAGCAAGGGACGGGAGGGGACAGCAAUAACCAGCUAAUUGGUGGAAUGGAGGGUUCAAGAAUGACGACCACAGAUGCCAAGUUAAUGAGUCAAGCAAAUCAAGCCGCAGUUACUGCAUUACAACAAGCUGCUGCCACCUUGGUUGCCAAUGCUGCUCAGAAACCUCAUGCUGCUACCAACAUUGCCAAGAAAGGUGGUCUGGCUGCUGUAAUUGAUAAGUUAAAAUCCGUUCACUCCUCCACAGAAGUACCAAGCAUUGGUGGACCUCCUUCCUCAUCAUCAUCUUCUUCUUCCUUGGACAAGAAGGAAUCCUCCGCAUCUUCUGCUGCAGCAACAACCAUGAGUGCGAAGGACUACUUGAAAGUAUCCUCUGCCAUUACCAAUGAUGUAAUGCAGCAAAAGAAAGCUCUCACAGCAAAUUCGACUGUGCCCGGACAGGAGUACAUGGUAAAGGGAGGUCAAGGGUUGAAACUGACCAUAAAUAAGGCCAAGCUGAAGGAUCCAACAAAAUCCCCAAAACCUGGUGGCCUCGGACUUAAAAGCCCACUCAGCGGUGUUAUAAAAAAAGGUAUUCCUGGUAUGAAACCCUUGUCCCACUUGUCCGCCUUGUCUGCAAAAUUGGCCAUUGUCACUAAAAAGUCGACCCCGAUCAACAAGGAUCUGAUGAAAGAUUUAUCAUCAUUGAAACCUGGAAACACGCCGUCCUCUAAAGUAAAGGAUGGUAAACCACCCAGAUUGGAAUCUGAAGAUUUGACCAAAAAGCUGUUUCUUCCUGGUUCCGUCAAAAGCUUGGAAUCGGGAACUUUCGCAUCCGCUCCAAUUUUUGAUCCAAACAAAUUCCAAAUCCCGAAAAAGUCUCGAGGUGCAAGUAACGCAUAUGAAAAUAAUAGCAACUCCAACAAGACGACCAGCAGCAGCAGCAGUAUAGAAAAAGAUAUAUCUUCUUCUUCGUCAACUUUGACUAGCAAAUCUGGCAAAUCGACUCCACCUCCAUCUCUCACGUCCAACUUUAUGGACUUUAGUUUGGCUAAAGAAAAGGCUUCAACAUCAUCUACUGUGCCAGCAGCAUCUCUUGUUGGAGCAUCGAGCUCAAUGGAAAUGGAUACGACGGCCCCACCAGAGUUGGUUUCUGAAAUAUGUUCCACCGCCACUAGCUCGGAUGGCUCGUGGCGUUCAGAGCCUCCGGCCCUCAUUGAAGUUAACAGUAUAGCACCUUCAGUCCCUUUGUUCAUGGAGAAAUCAAAAUCUGAGGAUUCUGCCAUCAUGUUUACUCAACCCCAAGCGCCGCAAGCAGUAGAACAAGCCAAAGGUUUAUUGGCCUCGACGUCACCACCACUGGGUCACGGCAUAAACAGGAAUAAUAAUUCAGGAACCAAUGAGGUUUCCAGUAUGGAUUUUACUUCCCCUGAAUCUCCUGACCCCGUUAACCUUGUAGUGAACAGUAGCAGUGCUCCACAAACAAUUCCUACGAAUCCCGUUAGUAGCCCAGGCACCCCUCUUAACGCAGAUGGUCCAAAUGCCGUUCAGGCGCCAAGUGGAAUGAAUGUGACUCCACCCCCAGAAACAGCAACUCAACAGCAGCAACAGUCUCCUGCUCGCAUUCCAACUCCUCCGCAGAUAAUGAAUCUGCAGACACAGCCACCCCCUCAAAUCCCACCUGAAGACGUAGACGAAGAUCGACUUAUUAUUGAUGAUGGGCAUGCUAACAGCAAUUAUACCUCUGCAGUACCAAUAUUAAAAGAAAUUGAAACUGUCCCUCCAAACUCAGCAACAAGUGUAUCAUCGGAAACUGUUGAAAAAUGUGUCGAAGAGAAAUCAAAGUCUCCAGAAAUGCCUCCACCCCCAGCUCCAGUUGAUCUUUCCAGUUCAUCAAGUAAUUCGUCUUUUGCUUCUCCACAGACAGUUGUCUUUGCUCCUCCGGCGUCACCGAAGGGAGUGCCAAGUCCCUUGGGAGGGGUUGGAGGAGGUGGUGCGACCAUGUCCAUCGCGUCAGUGCAUAUCGUCCACUCGCCUCAACCUAACUCGCCCUCACCUGCUCUGCUACGGAGUCCUCUGGUUCAGAUGUCUGCCUCCCCUGCUGCGUCGCCUUACCAAAUUGAUGACGACUUAAUGGACGAAGCCCUAAUUGGGGGCAGUUCAAAAUAAGUUUUGUACUACUAUUAUUUAUCUACGACUAAUUUGUACAACUAUCAUGAUUUUAUUUCCUAUGGAUGAAUUUUAAAACUAUUUAUUGUGUAUUCCUCCAAUAUUAAUAAUUAUGUUUGUAAUGUGUAGGUCUUUUUUAUUGCAUUGAUAUCGUGUAUGCAUCGUAGUAUGGAGGGGUUUAAGUAAAGAUUAUCCUGUUUUAACAACACAACAUAUUUUGCAAUUUCUCUCAUGAUUGUUUCAUGCCAAUGUAAAACUUUCCACUGCUAUUUAUAAUUAUGCUAAAAGGAGAGAUCUGGGUUGGGAAUGGUAAUUUACCGCAAAAUAUGUAAGUUAACCGCAUAAUUAUGUAAUCCCUUUAGAUUAGAUAGUGUCGGUAUAUGACAAUAAAAGCAGUUUAUAAUUUAACAAUCCAAACCAAUCUGCAAGAGAUUUAGCGCAUAAAAUUCAAUAAACACAGAAAAUGCUUCCCAAUGUCA